Messenger RNA from Ooceraea biroi (clonal raider ant), 1935 nucleotides. Its product is annotated as E3 ubiquitin-protein ligase RNF34. Lineage: Eukaryota; Metazoa; Arthropoda; Insecta; Hymenoptera; Formicidae. The record is from RefSeq and is a predicted model, not a curated record. Gene Ontology annotation, cellular component: plasma membrane; cytoplasm. Gene Ontology annotation, molecular function: ubiquitin protein ligase activity. Gene Ontology annotation, biological process: protein K48-linked ubiquitination; negative regulation of extrinsic apoptotic signaling pathway via death domain receptors; proteasome-mediated ubiquitin-dependent protein catabolic process.
ACGCGGAUUAGUGUUUUUGCGUUUUUCCCACUGUCCGAAACUGCGGCCAUCGUCAGCGUUGUAGUCAUCGUCGUCCUCGUCGUCGUCGCCGUCGUCGCCGCCGCCGCUGCCGCGUCGGCCAUACUGAGCCACUAACACGGCGUGGUAUUGAUACCGAUUUUUUAAAAAAAGAAAAAAAGGUUACGCUCGCUCUAUUAUGUCGCCACUACGACGUGCGUGCAAGCAUUAUUAUUCACUUAAUCGUACGACACACGUGGGAUCGUACGUGGCGUACGUUUCCGCAGUUUCACGUCCCGCAAAGGUCUCACGUUUGCGCCCGAAAUCAUUUUCCAGGUCGACGACACCAGGGCGGCACCGUGUCCCCGAGCAAGAUGGCUUGCGAGGCGUGCAGUGCCAAGUUUACCUUGUUCAAGAGAAAAUUUACUUGUUGGCAAAUUUUCAGAAGCAAUGCAUGGACUGCUUGAGGUACUUCUGUUCCGAGUGUGUGAUCAAACGACUGGGCAAAGUGUUCACUUGUGACAGUUGUGGCAUACUCUCGAGGAGGCCACUGGUGAAAAAUCAGAUCAGGCAGAUGCGUUCAAGAGAUCUGCGCCAAUACCUCGUAGCAAAGAAGGUCUCUGUCAAGGGAUGCGUUGAAAAAGAGGAUUUGGUGCAUCUACUAAUGCUCUUUGCUAAUGGAACUGACCCUUGCUUGAAUACUGAUUACAAUAGAAGCAACAGGACACAAAAUGCUGAAGAGCCACAAGUUGAUCCCUCCGUGAACGCAACGGAGAGCAUGCCGAAUGUCAGCACCGCGAACGGCGAACCGGACGAGGAUGCACAGACGAGGAUGCAGCGCGAUCAAGCACGUCAGGAUGUCGAAAUGGAGGAAGCAGCGAGCGAGAGUGAGGGCAGUCCGAUUAUCAGCGUUCCACUCAGUAGCGACAACGAAAUACCCGAACCGAUAGAACCGCCGAGGAGCGAGAGCUUCGAGAUAGAGGAAGUGUUGGAGGGCGACGGCGCACCGACAGCCGAGCCUGGCGAUACCGCGGAGCCAGUAAUUACCGAGCACGUGGAAGUCGUUUCCGAGGCGUCGAGUGAGAAAAAGUCUGACAUGGUCACGGAAAUUCCCACGUGGUCGGACAGAGUACAAUUGUCGGAUAUAAAGGAGGCGUCGGACCUGCAAUACCUAAGCGUGAAACAGUUGAAAAAUCUGCUGAGUAUAAAUCGGGUGGACUACAAGGGCUGCAUCGAGAGGCAGGAAUUGCUGAAUCGAGUGUCCAGACUGUGGCACGACCACUACAUGCACUCUAAGCAGGAUGUGGAGAAGCUAAGCGAGGAGGAGCUGUGCAAGAUCUGUUGGGACGCGCCGAUCGAAUGCGUGAUUCUGGAAUGCGGGCACAUGGCGUGCUGCAUCAAUUGCGGCAAGCAGAUGUCCGAGUGCCCGAUAUGUAAACAGUACGUCGUCCGCGUCGUGCGGUUCUUCAAGGCUUGAUGGGAUGGCUGUUGGAGUGGCACAAGCUUGACCAUUAUUCUGCGAACCAACCGCCGCCGGACAAUCAACAAGGCUACUAUUAUCUCUGAGACUGACGGUAUUUCGAGCAUCCGUCUGACGUCAUAAGAGUGGAAACGAUCCACGAUAAGGAGGCGUGACGAGUACAAUCAUCGUGUUCUGCUGAUAAAUUUAUCGGCAGGUUAACGGUGAACGAUACAUAAAGUAUAUAAAUGAAUCCUGCCUCGCUCUUCGAUUCCGGUCGACUUUCGCGAGUUGGACAGGCCCAGUGAGUGACUUUAUUUAAAGCACAAUCCUAAAAUCGUUUGCUGAACUCUUGUGGAUUUCCAACGAGAUGUUUGUUCCGCUACAUAUUGAUUAGGCUGUGUGUCUCGCAAUGAAUUUUUGUAACGCUAGAGGAAGAGAGAGAGAGAAAGAAAAGAAUAUAGUUUUUAUAUGACACA